GGUGGCUGCAGGUAUGGCGCCAAAAGCGAGACUCGCCGCUUAUAAGGUGUGUUGCAAUUCAGGUUGUUAUGAUUCUAAUAUUCUAGCAGCGUUUGACGCCACUGUUGUCGAGGGAGUCGAUGUUAUUUUGCUCAACGUGGAUGGUGUUGUCGUGCAGUAUUAUCUCGACACGAUUGUGAUUAGUGCUUUUGGUGCAAAUGAUAGAGGGAUUUUUGUAUUUGCUUCUACCGGGAAUGAUGGUCCUGGUGGACUAACGGUGACCAAUGUCGCUUCAUGGGUCACAACUGUCUGUGCUGAAACUAUUGAUAGAGAUUUCCCUACUGAUGUUAACUUGGGAAUGGAAAGACGGUGCCUGGAGUCAGUGUGUACAACGGACUGGGUUUAAUUCCAGGUCGAAUGUACCAGUUGGUUUAUGUUGGAAGUGAAGGCGGUGAUGGGUAUUCAUCCUCUCUGUGCUUGGACGGUUCUGCCACGUUGGAUGCCACAUGGAUAUUAACUAUCAUGCAAGCCAAUAAACAAAUGGUGUUAAGGGGCUUGGUUAUCGGAGGGGCUGAUUUGCUUCAAACGGGGAGUUGGAGAGCUUAUUCGCAUGAUUUCUAGUUCAAGGGCUUAUCACUUGCUAUUGAAAAAGUUGAGAAGCUUAGAAGGGUUUUGCCCUACAUCCAAAUACCUUGUGUAUUAUUUGCUUGCCUUUUUAUCAUCAACAUUUCUUGUAGCGUCGCUGAAAAUGCAGUUGUGUCUAAAUUUUUUUAAAAUUUUUAUUUAAAAAGUGUGAACUCUGUUCAAUGAAAACAAAACAUGAUAACUUUAAGUAUUGAAUCUGGUUGUUUUUUUUUAAAAAAAAAACCAAUCUGAC
Messenger RNA from Rubroshorea leprosula, 856 nucleotides. NCBI's taxonomy places the organism in Eukaryota, Viridiplantae, Streptophyta, Magnoliopsida, Malvales, Dipterocarpaceae. The record is from the annotation of a GenBank genome assembly.